Molecule: messenger RNA, 2143 nt
Organism: Phyllotreta striolata
Lineage: Eukaryota; Metazoa; Arthropoda; Insecta; Coleoptera; Chrysomelidae
Source: the annotation of a GenBank genome assembly
CGUUAGUUCACUCUAGAAUUUCAAAUUUAUUCAAAGAGUUGCCGAGGCGGGUCCCUCUCUCCACUCCCCGUGUAUACGCCCGCAGAAGAUGAAUAAUAGUUUUCGUUACAGUUCCGUCGUAAAAAUUGAAAAGAUGAGCAGGAAAAAUAAUAAAUGGCUUCGUUGCAGGAAUUCUACGGCUCGCAUUUGCAUAAGGGCUAUCUCCUUUGUGGGACGCUUACUUGGACAAUUUGUUUCGCAUUGUUUUCGAUGCGGAGAAGACGCUUCUCGAUAUCGCUUAGAAUAAAACCAAUUUCGAUAUCCAUUACAGUAUCAGUAAAUAAAUCGCUAGAUUGGAUGAUGUUAGAUGCGAUCCGGCAUCGCCGCAUAACUAUUAGGUCCUUUCGAACUGUUGUAUAUGAAUGAUCCGCUCUUUUUUGUGGAACAUAAUCGUAUUGACCGGCGCCUUAGCGGUUAUAGGCAAAUCGAAUUAUCUCUUCAUUGGUGCGAUUCGUUUCAGGAUGAACGGCCGUUCGGUCCUGCACCGGAUGUGACCCGUCGAAUGGGCUCUUCCACCCCUCUGGGCAAAGCGGAACCGCCCGGAUCGCCGCCCUAUUACCGGUCAACCUCCGCCACCAGUUCGAGCUCCAAUUCCGCCUCGUCCAGAGGUAUAGACUUGUCGAGUCGACACUGGUGGUUGAUCGGUACCGUAUUACUUCUAGCUGCAGCUGCAGGAGUAGGCGUUCCGAUAGCCUUAAAGAUUAGCUCAAGUGCCUCCUUCGAAGAACGUCUCGAAUUCGCAACUAGGUUACUUCAAGAAGUGCCUCUUAUAGACGGACAUAACGACCUACCGUGGAACAUUAGGAAAUUCCUGCACAACAAACUGAAGAAUUUCAAAUUUAACGAAGACCUGCGCAGCGUCUCGCCUUGGUCGACGAGCGCUUGGAGCCACACAGACCUGAUGAGGCUCGAACAAGGCCACGUAGCAGCCCAAUUCUGGGCGGCGUACGUGCCUUGCGAUUCUCAAUACAAAGACGCCGUGCAGCUCACUCUGGAGCAAAUAGACGUCAUCAGGCGGCUGACUGAUCAGUAUCAACCCAGAUUGACGCUCUGCACAUCGUCAGAAGAAAUCAAGAACGCGUACAAAAAACGUCAACUUUGUUCGCUGAUAGGAGUUGAAGGGGGCCACUCGUUGGCUGGAAGUUUGGCCGUUUUGAGGACCCUCUAUCACGUCGGAGUCAGAUAUUUGACGCUUACUUCUACUUGCAACACGCCCUGGGCGGAUUGCUCGCACGCGGACAUGCCGGGAAAGAAGCCGGAGCACGGGGGACUCACCGCCUUCGGAAAAAGCAUAAUAAAGGAAAUGAACCGUUUGGGUAUGAUCGUGGAUCUGUCCCACGUGUCGGUGAAUACAAUGCGCGACGCCCUGGAGGAGUCGAAGGCGCCUGUCAUAUUCAGUCACUCGUCGGCGCAUGCGCUGUGCAAUUCCACGAGGAAUGUUCCGGACGAUACAUUGAGGAAAUUGGCGAUGAACCGAGGCGUUAUCAUGGUGAAUUUCUAUUCGUUGUUCCUCACCUGCAAGGAGGUCUCCACCAUAGCUGAUGCAGUUGCUCACAUAAAUCACAUCAGGGAAGUGGCCGGCGUGGACAGCGUCGGCAUCGGCGCGGGCUACGACGGAAUAAACUACGUUCCGCAGGGACUGGAGGACGUCUCCUCCUAUCCGACGCUCUUCGCCGAGUUGAUUGGCACGGGCAAAUGGAGCGUGGACGAUCUGAAAAAAUUGGCCGGCCUCAAUUUCCUGCGGGUGUUCCAGGAGGCCGAGCGCGUGCGGGACGAGUUCAGGAAGGCCAACAUACCGCCCUACGAGGACGUCAUGCCGCCCGCCAAGAACAAGGACGUGAAUAAUUGCUCGUCGCAGGGCAACUGAUUGACAUUGUCGCCUGUUGUUUCUUCAAAUGGUAGAGAUAAAUUCUAGUUGUUUUAAUGAACUGAAUCGCUACGCGCUGAUAUAACAUUCCUACUUUUAUAAAAUAUUGCCCGAUAGAUGGAAAUUUAGUAGUUACAGUACUAUACACCGUUGGAAAACUAUUCGCGCAUAAUAGGGAAAACAAUGUUAAAUUCUUAGCCGUCUGAAAUCCAGUCUACCAGUGUACAUUUCAAUAGA